AUUGAAAAGGAAAAUACACAAAGGCCAAAAGGAAACCUCCCAUGAAGUCUCUUGGAAAUGCACCCUACAAAGCUUUUAAAUACCCUUCUUACAGCCCUCAAAGGCGCGAACAACCAAAAAUGCUACGAAGCAAAGCCCUAAUGGCGAACUUGAGAAUGUCAUCAAAGAAAGAUGUUGUUGUUGUUGCGGGUGGAAGAUCUAAGCUAAAUGAUAAAGCCUGCAAAAAACACCCAAAGCACAGGCAAUCCCCAGGCGUUUGUUCACUUUGUUUACGAGAGAAACUAUUGCAGUUAUCAGCUAGUUCGAGCUCGGGUUCUACCACCACAAUUACCACGAUUGCCUCUUCUUGUUCUUCUUCCUUGUCAUCUUAUUCUUCUUCUUCUUCAGCUUCUUCUUACUCCUCUCCCAUGCAUCGUUACCCUUUUCCUACGGAAGGAAAGGAUAGUUUUUCCUUGUUUUUCAGUGGGAAAAACAUACUAACAAAGAGCAGGUCAGUGGCUUUUUCUUCCAGAUUGAGAAGCAACAGAACUGGGUUUUUCUCAAAGUUGCUCCUUCCAAGAAAUACAAAGAGGAAGGAGGAGAGCUUUUAAAAACUAGGGUUCAUUAAUGGCGGUGUUUGUUAUGCUCCAUUUUGACGUAGAUUAGAAUUCGAUUAGUUUUUGAUUGAUCUAAUUUGUAAAACUACAGAAGAGAAAGUUGCAGAUAUGUACAUGUACUUGGAGAAGCUUUAUAUUGUACGAAAUUAUUUUAUUCUUUUAAUGGACAUGUCAUGUGGGUUGAUCGUGUUUUUUAUAUUGUAAUAAAAAGGACAAAAGUUCCAGAUAUACGGCAAAAA
This is a messenger RNA of Gossypium arboreum, 835 nucleotides long. RefSeq lists its product as uncharacterized. The transcript has a single exon. NCBI's taxonomy places the organism in Eukaryota, Viridiplantae, Streptophyta, Magnoliopsida, Malvales, Malvaceae. The record is from RefSeq and is a predicted model, not a curated record. Bases 42 to 590 code for a protein of 182 amino acids.